Rattus rattus (black rat) is the source of this 1256-nucleotide messenger RNA. RefSeq names its product ankyrin repeat domain 65 (gene Ankrd65). Gene Ontology annotation, cellular component: cytoplasm; nucleus. The transcript has 3 exons. Gene Ontology annotation, molecular function: protein binding. The record is from RefSeq and is a predicted model, not a curated record. Bases 159 to 1256 code for a protein of 365 amino acids. NCBI's taxonomy places the organism in Eukaryota, Metazoa, Chordata, Mammalia, Rodentia, Muridae.
GAAGUCAGAGCUCCUGUGCCAGCUCCCUCUGGAGGUAAUUGGGAGCCACAGCCCUUCAGAAGGCUAAAGGGUGUGAGUCCUUCUGGUGGAGUGGUGACAUGGUGACAAGGGACAGGUAAGGUGAACCAGCCAGACACGCAGGUGCCUGUCUCCCCUAGAUGGAUUCCAGCAGGCUGAAGCAAGAACUACAGUGGAUGAAGCUGGUCUGGGAGGAGACCACAGCAGACAAGACAGACGGACCUCUUACACCUCAGGACUGGAGUACUUUGUUCCAGGCAGUGUGGUGGGGAGCUCCCAGCCUGGUGAUGCAGCUGCUGAGGCAAGGUGCCAGUGUGGAGGAGAGGGAUCACACAGGUAGGACUCCGCUCCAUCUGGCUGUGAUGCGAGGGCACGCACCAUUGGUUCGCCUACUGUUGCAGCGUGGGGCCUUGGCAGGUGCAGUUGACCACACAGGGCGCACACCACUGCACGAGGCUGCCUGGCAUGGGCACUCGAACGUGGCAGAACUAUUGCUGCGACGCGGGGCUUCAGCAGCUGCUGCAUGCUCUCAAACGGGCCUCACGCCCCUGCACGGGGCAGCUGCUCUGGGCCGCCCGCUACUGGUUACGUGCUUUACGGCGGCUCCAGAUUCAGUCCCUGACGUGAAAGACAUAAGAGGCUGGACUGCCACACACUGGGCAGCGGCUUGUGGGCAACUGCCGGUGCUGGAGCUGCUGACUGCUGGAGGCAGCGUAGACCUGGACGGCGCUCUGCUGGUGUCAGCGGUAGCUGGAAGUGCGUCAGCGUUGCGGCUUCUCCUGACACUGGGGGCAAAGGUGGACACCCUGGACAGUACAGGAGCCACCGCACUUGGCCUGGCAGCUGGCUUAGGCCACCACCAAGACAUUGAGGUGCUGCUGGGCCAUGGGGCAGACCCAAAUAUCAGGGACAGGAACAACCGCUCUGCACUCCACAGGGCUGCCAGUGGUGGCUAUCUACGUGCUAUACAGCUGCUGGUGGCUAAGGGCACCGACGUAGAUGCUCGAGACUCUCUGGGCCUCACACCUCUGCACUAUGCUGCUCGGGGAGGCCACAGAGAAGUUGUCAGCCAUCUCCUGGACAGGGGUGCGCACGUCGAUGCUGCUGGCUGGCUCCACAAGACCCCUCUGCAUCUUGCUGUGGAAUGUGGCCAUACCACCAUUCUGGAGCUUUUGCUGAGUCGAGGAGCCAACCCUUCCUUGAGGACACAAUGGGGUGAAGUAGCCCAGAUCCCAUAG